GUCCUCCCUCACUCACUAACACAAACACAAACAUGGCAUCAGGAGCUCUGCGGCUCUGGCUCGUCCUCGCUGUCCAGCUGACAUGCGUGGCCGUCCCGCUGGAUAGGGAAGCAGCAGGACGGCAGGACGGCCUGGAGGAGGCGAACCAUCUGCAGGGUUUACCCCGAGCAGCGACGGCUCCUCACAGGAAGGCGCCUCAGUUCAUGCUGGACCUGUUUAAGGCGGUGACAGUGUCCGACGGGAGAGCGAAGAGCCAGAAGGAGAUCCUGGAAGGAAACAUAGUGCGGAGCUUCGAAGAUAAAGGUCAUGCUGGAGAGAGUUUUCACUUCUACAAUCUGUCAUCUUUCGGUAGAGAGGAGAGGAUGAUCAAAGCGGAGUUCCGUUGGUUUCGAAAGAAACAGAAGUUUUUCCUCGGAAAGUCAUAUGGGCCACAUUUCUAUAAGGUGGAUCUCUAUGAGGUGCUGGACAGCCGAGUGAAGCCAUGGAGAGGAAACCUCAUCACCUCCAGACUGGUGCCCCUUUACACACAAGGAUGGGAAGUCUUCAAUGUCACUCAAACGGUGUCAAAGUGGAUCCGCAACAGCCAGGAGAACAAUGGCAUCCUUGUGGUGACCACAUUCCCCUCUGGGAACUGGAUGGAGUCGGUGGUGUCCUCAUCUAAGAGGAAUGGAGAGCUGACGGACACCAAUGCCUACCUGGUCAUAUUCUCAGACGACGGGAGGACAGGAUCAUCAAACCAGUCAUACCUGGGACAAGCCCAACCUGCAGCAGCAGCGCCUGAGCUCCAGGACCACCGCAGCCGGAGACGACGUGCGUCUCCAGGUUUACUGCCCCACGGUCGCUCCCAGUCCUGCCAGCGAGUUCCCCUCUUCGUGGACUUCGAGGAGAUCGGCUGGUCCGGCUGGAUCAUCUCUCCGCGGGGAUACAACGCCUACCACUGCAAAGGCUCCUGCCCGUUUCCGCUGGGGGGAAACCUCAGAGCGACCAACCACGCAACAGUGCGCUCCAUCAUACACGCGCUCAAGCUCUCCAGUGAUGAGGUGGGAGCCCCCUGCUGUGUUCCCGACAGACUCCAGUCCAUCAGUUUGUUAUAUUUUGACGAUGAGGAGAACGUGGUUUUGAAGCAGUAUGACGACAUGGUGGCGUUAAGCUGCGGCUGCCAUUGACUGGCUGUGCAAUCUCCUGCACUCUUUAACACUGGGACAAUGAGGGAUGGGGAGAUGAUGGUUUGCUUGACUCGAUCAAACACUGUAUUUUCGUGCAUAUGUUUAUUAUUGUAUUAUCUUGAGAAAUAAGACAACUAUUCCUCAGCUACUAAUCUGUGGUCCUUUGAAUAGAUUUGCAAAAGACCUGAAUAUGACCAUCGCUUCUUCUCCUAGGUUUUUAACUGGCUAGUAAAUGUAGACAGUGCAGGCACGGGGCCUGAGCAGGAGGUGUUGUAUGAAGAAUAGGUCCUUCUAAGUGAUUUAGAUAACAACCUUAGCAA
Anoplopoma fimbria (sablefish) is the source of this 1486-nucleotide messenger RNA. Its product is annotated as bone morphogenetic protein 2-like. The transcript is spliced from 5 exons. Gene Ontology annotation, molecular function: growth factor activity; cytokine activity. The record is from RefSeq and is a predicted model, not a curated record. The coding region runs from base 33 to 1166 and encodes 377 amino acids. NCBI's taxonomy places the organism in Eukaryota, Metazoa, Chordata, Actinopteri, Perciformes, Anoplopomatidae. Gene Ontology annotation, biological process: SMAD protein signal transduction. Gene Ontology annotation, cellular component: extracellular region.